Molecule: messenger RNA, 2174 nt
Organism: Brassica oleracea var. oleracea
Lineage: Eukaryota; Viridiplantae; Streptophyta; Magnoliopsida; Brassicales; Brassicaceae
Product: protein PLASTID MOVEMENT IMPAIRED 2
Exons: 3
Coding region: 193-1992 (599 amino acids)
Source: RefSeq, a predicted model, not a curated record
ACUCUCAUAAAUUCUCCCUAAAUUUUUCCAGUAAGAACAAAAAGAAAAGAAAAUGAUAAGAAAGCAGAAUGGAUGUGAGCCAAUCAUCAUCAUCUCCAUCUCUUCUGUUUAUCCUCUGCUACACAUAACAACAAUCUCUCUCUUCCUCUUCCUCCAACAUCUCACUCUCCUAAACCCAGGAGGAGCAAAUCAAUGGCAGAAGGUGGAGGAAGAAGAAUAGGAUCAGUAAAAGCCGCCAUCAACAUGUACGGACAAAUAGCUACUCGCACCGUCUCUCCUCAGCUAGAUUUGCCAGAAGCUAAGUCUGUUGCUGAGGACUUGCAUAAGUCAGGGAGAGAGCUUGGCAUGUACAGAGAUAGCAGAAAGGCUUCCGACUCUGCAAAGGCCAAAGCAGAAGCUGAACUAAGCAAGGCCAAGAAGACAGCGCUGGAGCUGACUUUACUUAUAGAGCAGUCAAAUCUCCGGUUAAAGUCUGUAAAGAAGUUAAAGAUCGAUGGAAACGGUAACUACGCUCAGAUCAUUCGAGAGUUAGAGGGUGUGAAGCAAGAACUGAGCAAGCUUAAGCUCGACGCAGCAUACGUUUUAAAAGAGAAGGUUGCGGCGGAGAAGGAAGUGAUGGAGUUAAGGGCUAAAACGGAAGAGAAUUUAAACUUGGUUGAGAGUCUUAAGCUUGAGGUCGACGCUGCGAACGAAGAGCAUGUUCUGGUUGAGUUAGCGAAGAUGGAGGCUUUGAAGGAAUGCAAAGAGGUGGAAGAGGAGAGAGAGAGGGAAAAGAAGGAAGCGUUAGAGGAAUUGGAGAAGAUGAAGAAGAGGACGAAGGAGAUGAAGAAAGAGAUAAAGAGAUCAAAGGAGUAUGAGAAUGUGUUGUCAGAGACUUUGGCAGACAUCGAGAUGUUGGAAACGCAGUUAAGCCUUGUUAAGGACAUGGAGAGGAAGGCUCCCAAGAACCAAAGAGGGAAGAAGGACGCUUUGACGGUUUUGAAAGAAGUUACGGAAGAGACGGAAGCUAAGAAGGAGGAGCUCGCUUCUGUUAACGCGGAGCUUCUUUAUCUCGGCGGUAUAAUGGAUGCGUUGAGUAAAGAGCUUGAGGAAGUUAAACGAGAAGCGGCUCGGUUUGAGAAGGUUAUACGAAAGGAUGAUGAAAUGAUUGAGAGACUCAAUACAAAGCUGCUUAUGGCGAAAGGUAGACUAGAAGCAGUGUCUGCAGACGAAGAAAGAAUCAGCUCUCUUGCUGAUAAUUUAAUCUGUUCUUUAGAGAAGUUAAAGAAUGAUAAAGAAGUUGCAAAGAAAGAAGAGGUUGAACUUAAAGAAGAAGCAAAGAUCAUCAAGAAAACCGAAAUGGGGUUUGGUGGAAAAAAGAAAGAGUUGCUUUCUAAAUUAGAUGAGCUCGAGAAGGCGAAGCGAGCAGAGGGUCUAGCACUAAAGAAGCUUGAAUCAACGGCAGAGAGGGCAAUGGAAACUAGAGAAAUGGAUUCUCAGAGUAGCUCAACCAUCACAAUCUCUAGAUUCGAGUACGAGUAUCUGAGUGGACAAGCGCGUCACGCCGAAGAAACCGCGGAGAAGAAAGUGGAAGCAGCAAUGGCGUGGGUGGAAGCGCUGAAGGCAAGCACUAAGGAGAUUGUGAUGAAGACUGAGACUCUAGAGAGGGAGAGUGGGAAAACGAUGGUGGAAGAGGAGAGGGCGUCGUUUAGGAUGCAGAGGUCGCUGUCGAUAAAGAGACUGGUGCAGAACGAGAUUGAGAAGUUCAAGGAGGAAUCAGCAGAAGACAAAAGCAGCAGCUUGGUGGUCUCUUCUUCUCCUAAACCGGUGAGAAAGUCAGUGAGGAUUAGUGGGAGGUUUACUCCGGUUCAGGGAGGGAAGACGAGGAGAUACUCUUCGGGAAACAGAGGGACGACUCCGAGUUACUUUGUAAUUAAGAAGAAGAAGAAGAAAGUUCCGAACUUGGUCAAGUUUUUUAGCCGGAAGAGAGAUAAGUCGUCUUUAGAGCAAUGAGAAGUUUAGUUGUUUUGUUGUAGUGACUACUGAAAGUGUUUUUGCUUCCGUUUUAAGUUUCACAUUGUUGUUAACUUGUUAUUGGUUUAUUUGUUUGUAUCUUUGCUAUAUUUUGUGUAUACCUAGGUGUAUAACAGUGAUGCAGUAUUGCAUUCUAUAAACAGAGUAAUACUUUUUUUCUU